Messenger RNA from Drosophila gunungcola (fruit fly), 1084 nucleotides. RefSeq lists its product as uncharacterized. The coding region runs from base 582 to 1019 and encodes 145 amino acids. NCBI's taxonomy places the organism in Eukaryota, Metazoa, Arthropoda, Insecta, Diptera, Drosophilidae. The record is from RefSeq and is a predicted model, not a curated record. The transcript is spliced from 2 exons.
GUUUAAGAAAAGUUAUGAGAAACUAAUUAAAAUAUUUCAGCAUUUUACCCGAUGCCAAACUAAUGUGUUUUGACAUAAAUAAACAAAGGUAAACCAAGCCGACUGCACUCUUUUCAAAUAAGGUGAGUGGUUUCAGCUUGAUGCACCGAUCUUGGGUCGAACAAACAAAGCAGUCUCAUUAAGAUCUAUAGAUUGUUAUCUAUGGGUUCGCCCGCGAGUAACAAAGUGGCAGUGCCGGCAGCGGUGACCGAUACCUAAAUGAACGAGACCAUCGUCGUGGUGACGAGGGCUGUGAAUGGAACGCCUCUUGAUGCGACAUGCAUAUCAAUUAAUUACGACGGUUACAUUCGGCUGGGUUUCGGUGGACACCGCGACAUUGGGGAUUGGGUAAUGCAAUUUGGGAUAUUACAACAGAAUACAAGACCUGUGACUGGGACCGAUUGCAAAUCGCUGGAAUCGCUGGGCAGCCGGACGCACUGCCAUCGAGCCCGUGCAGUUGGCCGAAUUUAUUCAAAUCAGUUGAAUUCCGCGCGGGGCAGCGUAUAGGUGUCUCCUCUCCUCCGAACAUCGUAUCAAUUGCAAUGUGCAAAUACGUCUUAAUUGCUGCACUGGCCGUAAUGUGCUCCCUGGUCCGGGUGCGAGCCACGCUGCACGAUCUGCCCGGGGUCUUUGACUUCUCCAACGUGGACCUGGUGAACUUCCAGUACUUCAAGAACCUGGCCUCGCAGGAUCCUCGAACCGCCGCCACAGCCAAUCCGUUCCUGGAGCACUUCCAGAAGAAGAAGGCGGUACUGGACUACCUGGACCGCCUCUUCUUUGGCAACUCUCCGUUCCAGCAGCCCAGCGAGAUUCCCUUCGAUCCGCACUUUGGCCGCGCCUGGCGUCCGGUCUACGAGCGGAAGUUCGGAUACCGCGGGGAGCGCCUGAUAGCCGCUCUGGGCUCCGGUUACUCAGUCCCCCAGCUAAGGCACUUUGGAGCCAUUCCGCGGGAGUACGGCACUCCCCACUAUCCAAGUUGAUUGGGUAAGGUACCCUCAUCGCUCUAGGUAGUAUAUUUAUGGAAUAAACUUAAGCUACGAUCCUU